Molecule: messenger RNA, 2069 nt
Organism: Aspergillus homomorphus CBS 101889
Lineage: Eukaryota; Fungi; Ascomycota; Eurotiomycetes; Eurotiales; Aspergillaceae
Product: carboxypeptidase C
Exons: 6
Coding region: 42-1910 (622 amino acids)
Biological process (GO): proteolysis
Cellular component (GO): fungal-type vacuole
Molecular function (GO): serine-type carboxypeptidase activity
Source: RefSeq, a predicted model, not a curated record
UAUUUCCUGGCAAUUCCAGCGUCGGCACAGCUGAACCUACCAUGGUAAUGCUGACCAGUUUGGCUCUCACCAGUCUGCUGGGCUUGGCCAGCGCACAAUUCCCACCCAAGCUUGAGGGGGUCACUGUAAUCCAGUCCCAGCUCCACGAAAACGUGACUAUCUCAUAUAAAGAGCCCGGGAUCUGCGAAACCACGCCCGGGGUUCGAUCGUAUUCAGGCUACGUGCAUCUGCCACCCGGUUUCCUCAACGCCACCGACACCGGAGGCCAGGACUACCCGAUCAACACCUUCUUCUGGUUCUUCGAAGCCCGCAAAGAUCCGGGCAAUGCGCCGCUCGCGAUCUGGCUCAACGGCGGACCCGGCGGCUCCUCGCUGAUGGGCCUAUUCGAAGAACUGGGCCCGUGUACAGUCGCCGACGACGGUACCACCACGAUCCUGAACCCGUGGAGCUGGAACAACGAAGUCAACCUGCUCUUCCUGGACCAGCCGGUGCAGGUCGGCUUUUCGUACGAUGUGCCCACCAACGGCACGCUGGUCUCCCUGGAGAAUGGCGAGGCCGGCGGCAUCAUCCCCGGCGAUUUCAGCACGGAGAUCCCAGAGUCGAACUUCACCUCGCUGGUCGGCACCUUCGCCAGCCAGAAGCUGAACCAGACCGCGGAUACCACCGCCCAUGCGGCGCCAGCGUUGUGGCAGUUCCUGCAGACUUGGUUCUUUGAGUUCCCACACUACCGGCCGAACGACGAUCGGAUCAGUCUGUGGGCUGAGAGUUAUGGCGGCCAUUAUGGUCCCGAGUUCUUUCGGUUCAUCCUGCAGCAGAAUGAGCGCGUUGCCGAGGGCACGGCUGAGUCUGGGGCGCGACAUCUACAUUUAGAUACUUUGGGCAUUGUCAAUGGGUACAUUGAUUCGAUCGUGCAGGGCGAGUCGUUUAUCCAUUGGGGGUACAAUAAUACCUACGGAAUCGAGAUCUUCAACCAGUCGACCUACGAGGCGCUCCUGGACCACUGGAGGCGCCCCGGGGGCUGCCGCGAUCGCCUCGUUCACUGUCAGGCGGCGUUGAAAGACCGCGACGCAGGCACCAGCCCGGCCCCGAAUAUCACCGAGCUCUGCGCCGGAAUCGAACAGGGCUGCGAAGGCGGCGCACCGCAGCUGUACCUGAAUGAGCUCAACCAUUCAUGGUACGACAUUGCGCACCCCAAACACGACCCCUUCCCCGGCAGAUCAUGGCUAGGCUACCUAACGCAAGAAUCCGUCCUGGGCGCCCUAGGUGUCCCCGUCAAUUUCACGGCGGCCUCACCGACGGUCGACCGCACUUUCGUGGACACAGUGGACCUCGAUCUGGGCGGUUUCCUCGAGUCGAUCGCCUACCUGCUGGACAGCGGGGUGAAGGUGCACAUGAUGUACGGCGACCGCGACUGGACCUGCAACUGGGUGGGCGGCGAGGCUGCCAGUCUGGCGGUGCCGUAUUCCCGGCAGGCGGACUUCGCCGAGGCGGGCUACACGCCGCUGUUCACGGCCGAGGGCAUCAAGGGCAUGACCCGCCAGCUGGGGAACUAUAGCUUCACGCGCGUGUUCCAGGCCGGCCACGAGGUGCCGUCGUAUCAGCCGCUGGCGGCGCAUGAUAUCUUCCGCCGUGCGACGUUUAAUCUUGAUAUUCCGUCUGGAUUGCUGGAUGUCUCGGAUGAGUUGCGCACGGUCGGAUUAAAUGAUACGUCGGGUAUCAGGAAUGUGCGUCCCGCUGUGCCGGAGCCCAGGUGCUACAUUCUCAGUCCGGGGACUUGUGAGCCGGAGGUUUGGAAGACGGUGCUGGAUGGGACGGCGGUGGUCAAGAACUGGAUUGUUAUUGGUGUUGAGGAUGAAGAGAGCGUGUUGGAGGAUGGACGCAGUCAGGUUGUUCUCGGAGGGACUGCUUGAUGCAGCUACUAAAAGGGUGGCUGGCAUUGAGUGAUUGCGGGUUGAUGUGUCUGUAGGACGCAACUUCAACUUUCGCAUGGUAACACUCAGAAGGACGAAUCGUUAAAGUUUAUAGUACAAUUGAGCACAUACUCGCUAGGAAAUGACACCAACACCAGC